GGCAGGAUGAAUCUCGUCUUUGGGAGUGUGCCAAUAACAAUCUCAGCUCGGAGGCUGCGCGGAGCUUUUUACUACCAAGACGAGACCGAGAAGAGGAAGUCCGGCGAGGACGACACAAGCUUGGCUUCGACUGUGAAGCCGGUCCGGACUUGGUUGCAUUCCUUCAGGAUUGUUUUGGUUUUUUUUUUUGUUUUUGUUUUUGUUUUGUUGGUGUGUUUUUACACACAGUUUUUUUUUCCCUGCCUGUCAAAAACUGAUAGCCCCGAGGCUGCUUCGUACUGCCUGGAUUUAUUAUACUCUCCAUUGGAUUAUAUCACUUUGGAGCGAACCGAAUUAAAUCAAAACGAUUGCACCUGUUUGUUGAACCCCCACCCCACUCCCGGGUGGUGCACGAGGACUGUUUGUGGACAGCACCAAGUCACCGAACCGACACCGAGACCCAAAGCCGACCUGAGAAGUUCUGCAUCUUGACGGGGAGGGAAAAAAUCUGCCAACAUGCCGCUCGCACAGAUUGCCGAGCCUUGGCCCACAAUGGAACUAGUCCAGCUGGAAACUGAGAAUGGCCAGAGCACUGCUGAGGAUGGAGUAGCACCUGCUGUCAAGGACGAUGGCGAAAUCAAGGAAAUCAACAUCACCCAUGUGGUCAAAGAGGGUUCGGAAAAAGCAGACGCGUCUCACUUUGAACUGCUCAAAGUGUUGGGUCAGGGUUCCUUUGGGAAGGUGUUCCUGGUGCGCAAGGUGACCCCUCCUGAUGACAACCAGCUCUACGCAAUGAAGGUCCUCAAGAAAGCCACGCUCAAAGUGAGAGAUCGUGUGAGGACCAAAAUGGAGCGAAACAUCCUGGCUGAUGUCAACCACCCGUUCAUCGUCAAGCUGCACUACGCUUUCCAGACUGAAGGCAAACUCUACUUGAUCCUGGACUUCCUCCGAGGAGGCGAUCUCUUCACUCGACUGUCCAAAGAGGUGAUGUUCACAGAGGAGGAUGUCAAGUUUUACCUUGCAGAGCUGGCGCUGGGCCUCGACCACCUCCACAGCUUGGGCAUCAUGUACAGAGACCUGAAGCCUGAAAACAUUCUCUUGGAUGAGGAAGGUCACAUCAAACUCACGGAUUUUGGUCUGUGCAAAGAGGGCAUUGACCACCACGAGAAGGCUUACUCCUUUUGUGGCACUGUGGAGUACAUGGCACCUGAGGUGGUCAACAGGGUAGGACACACCCACAGCGCUGACUGGUGGUCAUUCGGAGUACUGAUGUUUGAAAUGUUGACCGGGUCGCUGCCCUUUCAUGGGAAAGACCGCAAAGAAACAAUGAGCAUGAUUCUCAAGGCACGUCUGGGAAUGCCUCAGUUCCUCAGCGCAGAGGCACAGUCUCUGCUCAGAGCUCUGUUCAAGAGGAACCCCGCCAACAGGCUGGGAUCGGGUCCAGACGGAGCAGAGGAGAUAAAACGUCACGGAUGGUUUUCCAACAUUGACUGGAAUAAACUGUUCCGCAGAGAAGUAAAACCCCCUUUCAAACCGGCGGUGGCGCGUCCCGAUGACACGUUCUACUUUGACUCCGAGUUCACCUCCCGCACCCCGAAAGACUCUCCCGGCGUGCCGCCGAGUGCCGGCGCUCACCAGCUGUUCCGAGGCUUCAGCUUUAUCGCAUCGAGUCUGUUGGAGGAAGAAGGGUCAGCUGAGCCUGUGCAACCCCCGCCGCACCCGGUGGUCCAGCAGCUACAUGGGAAGAACUUGUUGUUCAGCGAUGGCUACGUGCUGAAAGAGGACAUCGGCAUGGGCUCCUUCUCCGUGUGUAAGCGAUGUAUCCACAAGGCCACCAACACGGAAUACGCCGUCAAGAUGAUUGACAAGACCAGCACAGACCCCUCUGAGGAAAUCGAGAUCCUGCUUCGAUACGGACAGCAUCCCAAUAUCAUCACGCUGAAGGAUGUGUACGACACUGGCAAGCAGGUGUUCCUGGUGACGGAGCUGAUGCGCGGAGGAGAGCUGCUCGAUCGGAUCCUCAAGCAGAAGUCCUUCUCGGAGAGGGAGGCCAGUGCUGUGUUGCACACCAUCACCAAGACUGUGGAAUAUCUGCACUCGCAGGGGGUGGUGCACAGAGACCUGAAGCCCAGCAACAUACUCUAUGUGGACGAGUCGGGGAACCCGGAGUCGAUUCGGAUCUGCGACUUUGGCUUCGCCAAGCAGCUGCGUGCCAACAAUGGCUUACUCAUGACCCCGUGCUACACCGCCAACUUUGUGGCGCCUGAGGUGUUGAAGCGUCAAGGCUAUGAUGAGGGCUGUGAUAUCUGGAGUUUGGGAGUCUUGCUGUACACUAUGCUGGCCGGUUUUACUCCAUUCGCCAACGGACCUGAGGACACUCCCAAUGAGAUCCUGAACAGGAUAGGCAACGGUCACUUUAGUUUGUCCGGAGGCAACUGGGACACAGUGUCAGACGCGGCUAAGGACCUGGUGUCCAAGAUGCUCCACGUGGACCCACAUCAGAGACUUAUCGCCAAGCAGGUCCUCAGGCACCCGUGGAUCGUCCAGAGAGACAAACUCCCCAACAGUCAACUCCCGCACCAGGACCCCAAACUGGUCAAGGGCGCCAUGGCAGCCACGUACUCGGCCCUGAAGAACUCGCAGCCCACCCCCGAGCUCAAGCCCAUCGAGAGCUCCUUCCUGGCCCAGCGGCGCGUCAAGAAGCUUCCGUCCACCUCCUUGUAGACACUGCGCGCAAGCCCAUCUUGGGAAAAAGAAUAGCCACCCAACCAACCAGCUCGCUCGGGAGGGCACUACCAGCCAAGGAACACUGACUGUGACCCUGAAAAUCCCCCCUGAGAAAAACCAUCUUGUGACGGCGAGCCGUUCGCUAUUGUAGUGGACCAGCCAAAGAUGGAUGGGGGGGUGGAUUGUUUGUAAUCUGUUUUUGCGUGUGUGUGUGUGUGUGUGUGUGUGUGUGUGUGUGUGUGUGUGCGUGUGCGUGUGUGUGUGUGCGCGCACGCUUGUGUUACUGCAUGACCACCAUGCCACACAAGUUCGCUCAACCAUCACUGAACAUUGUUCAAUUUGCUGCAUGUUUGUCUGCUUGUUUCCUGUGCGUGCGUGUGUGUGUGCGUGCGUGCGUGUGCGCACAUAAAGAUGAGCUUUACAUUAGCAGUUUUGUGCUGCUAAGUCAGUUUGCGCCAGCAGCACAGUGGCCGCAGUACUGUCCAAAAUGCUGGGAUUUUUUUGUUUUUUGUUUUUUUUUGGGGGGUGGGGGGGGUUAAUAAUGUGAAAAAAAGAACAGAUAUAUUAAAAUACUCAUUUCUGCCAUAAAUGCCUCUUUUGGCUUUGGUACAGCCUGAACAUGGGAAUUCUGGGAAAUGUCCAACUUUGUUCAUGUCAAUCUUGUUUCUUUUACAGUGUCAGUUGCAUGACUUGCAGUGUGUGGCGUUUCUUUUUGUGUUUUAUUUGACGACACAUCUUGUACACUGGUGGCUUAUCUGUGAAAGAGACUCGGCAUGUUCAAACCUUUAUAUUGGCUUUGUGUUUCUUUUUUUUUCCCCCUCCCAUUUGCAUUUUGAAUGCUGUUUCCUGUGCUUGGCUGCUUUUGAUGUUGAUUUUUGUCCGAGGAAAGCGCAUCGUUUGAAAAUAUUGCAAGACACGAGCGUGUUUAAAAAAAAAAUAAAAUAAAAAAUUAAAGGUCUCGUAGCAUUUUGCCAAGGAGGCCGAGCAGACUUUUCUCUCCAUUGAGUCGAGCUAGUUUUCUCUCGUUUUUCACUCGUGACAAGAAGUUAGGGGUAUUGCACUUUCAGGUGAAAUUUUAAGAUGAACCUAAAAUGCGUUCACCGAUAAACUUGAUUUGACCAUCUCUAAACUGAUGCAAGCGCAUUCACAACUUUUCAAUCUUUGACUGUCUGUUCUUUAAACAAGGAGGUGAAUGGCAAAAUUCAUCACAGAUGCAUGAAUGUUCCCAAGGAUAUCCACUUCAAUUGCUUUCUGUGACUCUUCAAGUCUCUCUGAAAUUUCACCCAACAUCCCUAACUUUUUGGGGUUCGUGUAUCUGUCAAGUUACUGCCUGUGAGAUCAUGCACACACAAAUGUUCCCUGAAGCACUGCUGCGCUGUUUCCACUUAGCAUUUUUUAAAAUGUUUUCCCAAUGACAUCCAAGUGUCAGCUUCCGAGUGUAGGUCCUCUUUUCAGCUUGGUGCCUAAAGGCCUACUUGGUGAGGAAUGUGUCGAAUGUCUUGCGUAAAAGAAGGGAAGACCUGUGUGGCUGCGUAUUUGUCCAACCAGCUGUCUUACCUCAAAAAAAGGGAUCAUAAAAUUAUACCGUUGUUUUUGUUCUUGUGUGGUGGCAAAAAACAAAACAA
This is a messenger RNA of Hippocampus comes (tiger tail seahorse), 4331 nucleotides long. RefSeq names its product ribosomal protein S6 kinase a, polypeptide 1 (gene rps6ka1). The record is from RefSeq and is a predicted model, not a curated record. The coding region runs from base 496 to 2703 and encodes 735 amino acids. Gene Ontology annotation, molecular function: ATP binding; protein serine/threonine kinase activity; magnesium ion binding. Gene Ontology annotation, biological process: intracellular signal transduction; protein phosphorylation. Lineage: Eukaryota; Metazoa; Chordata; Actinopteri; Syngnathiformes; Syngnathidae. The transcript is spliced from 22 exons.